Messenger RNA from Salvelinus namaycush (lake trout), 7129 nucleotides. Its product is annotated as poliovirus receptor-like. Lineage: Eukaryota; Metazoa; Chordata; Actinopteri; Salmoniformes; Salmonidae. The transcript has 7 exons. The record is from RefSeq and is a predicted model, not a curated record. Bases 276 to 1895 code for a protein of 539 amino acids.
CAGUGUGGAAAUAGUUGGUAGAGCGCACGCAGUCCAAUCCACAAAACACCUAUUUAGCUAAGGGAGAAAUAUACAUUUGUGAGUUUCUUGUCAGCAUCGCUUGGACAGGAUUUGUAUUAUUUUUUAACAGGCUCCGAAAGACGCGCAGUCAGUGAAGGACGUUUGAAAACUCACUUCUGAUUAGUUCACGAUUAAGUUCAAACCGGGAAAAGACACGGAUAGAGGUUGUUUUUAUCAACGACAUAAGAUUCAUUUAAAAUCAGAACACAGACAGCAUGGCGAGAGAAGACGCUCGAAAUUGGCAUGACUUCACAAAAAUGAUCGGACUGUUCAGCGUGGUCACGUUGCUGACUUUUCAAGGGACUGUGUCUCAGCAGGUGAAGGUGGAACCGGAAGUGAUGUCCUACCCCAGCCAGGCGGUCAACCUGAGGUGUGCCUUCGCAGAUGCUGGAGGGAUACAGCUCACACAGGUGUCCUGGAUCUAUGAGCCGAAGGAGGGCGAGCGGCUCAACAUCGCCGUGUACCACCCUAACUUUGGGGCAAGUUACCCCACAUCGCCCCUGAAGGGGCGGGUUCGCUUCACGACGGACCCCCCCUCCCUCAGCAACCCCUCCAUCCAGAUCUCGGACGUCAAGAUGACUGACGAGGGGAAAUACAUCUGUGAAUACGCCACCUACCCCAGCGGCAAUGAACAGGGUGUCACCUCCCUCGUCAUGCUAGCCAAACCCAGGAACGCUGCCUCCGGGGUAACAGUGAUAGCCUCCACUGUCACCGCGGGAGCCCAGCCAGUUGUCGUGGCCCGCUGUGAGUCGACCGACGGUCGCCCUGCUGCCCAGAUCGCAUGGGUGACGGCUGUCAACGGCAAUGCUACCUCCGCCUCUACGGCGGGCGCUGACAACACCGUGACGAUAACUAGCCAGUACAUGCUGGUUCCCACAGCAGCAGACAACGGCAAAGACAUCAGCUGUUUGGUGUCCCAUAGGACCCAGGCCAAGCCUGAGAGCUUCCUGAUGAAACUGGCCGUCGAGUACCCCCCACAGGUGACCAUCGUGGGCUAUGAUAAUAACUGGUACGUGGGUCGGACCAACGUGGCUCUGACCUGUCAGGCUACUGCCAACCCCAUCCCUACCACCAUCACAUGGAAAACUAUGUCCGGUCAGAUGCCAGACACAGUGCAGGUAAAAGAAAACGUUCUGACCGUGCUGAAGGUGGACGAGCAGACCAACACAACCUUCGUCUGCGAGGUCAAGAACCGCCUGGGCACCGGCAAGGACCAGGUCACUGUUAUGGUCAGAGAACCCUCUGUGGUCCCCUCCAACACGGCUGUGGUGGCAGGUGCUGUGAUUGGCUCCCUUCUGGCCCUCCUCCUCGUCGCCGCCCUUAUUGCCGUCCUGGUCACCCGGAGCCGCCGGCAACAGCAGGGUUACCGUGGCAACCCAAACCACAGCUCCUACGACAUAAAGUCGCGUCUCUUCGGCGCCGGCAAGAAGGGGAGCAAGAACGGGACUGGUGCUGGCGCCGGGGGCAACGGGGCGGGCGGCAACAACAACAGCCCCAUCUACGUCUACAAGGAGGGCUCCGCCCAUGAUGGCCUGACUGACAAGGCCAAUCAACACGUGCCACUGCACCUGGGGGGGCGUGGUGAGGGGGGGGUUGCCACGGCGCCCACGGCACAGGACAUCCUGCUGAGUGGCGAGCUGGACGAGGCAGAGCGAAGGAAGUUUGACCAGCUGGAGGACGACGAGGAGAGUUACGACCACUUUGGAGGGGGCGGGCCCAUCCUGCAGCUCCGCCCACCACAUGACCAGGACGGAAUCAUGAGCGGUUACCUUGACGACGACAUGGAGUCUCAGCGCGACGGGUCGGUCAUCUCACGGACUGCCGUGUACGUGUAGAGAGAACGGGCAGAGGAAGAGGAGGAGGAAGGAAAGCGGGAUGGAAGAAUGAAAAUGUCCUCCUUCUAAAGGAGUUGGUGGUGUUGGGUACUCCUCUGUUGGAUCAUUUGAAAUAUAUUAACAACGACCACAAAUGCAGCCCAUAGAGAGAGCAAGAUGAAGUGGCUGAGGGAGGGAAUGUACAAAAACAAGAUUAACUGAGUGAAGUGGCUGAGGGAGGGAAUGUACAGAAACAAGAUGAACUGAGUGAAGUGGCUGAGGGAGGGAAUGUACAGAAACAAGAUUAACUGAGUGAAGUGGCUGAGGGAGGGAAUGUACAGAAACAAGAUGAACUGAAUGAAGUGGCCGAGGGAGGGAAUGUACAGAAACAAGAUUAACUGAGUGAAGUGGCUGAGGGAGGGAAUGUACAGAAACAAGAUGAACUGAAUGAAGUGGCCGAGGGAGGGAAUGUACAGAAACAAGAUGAACUGAAUGAAGUGGCUGAGGGAGGGAAUGUACAGAAACAAGAUGAACUGAAUGAAGUGGCUGAGGGAGGGAAUGUACAGAAACAAGAUGGAGGACUGGUGCAUUGAUAAAACAAGUAUUUUUCUCUGGACCCAAUAUGAAAAGUGGAUCACUUGAUGUCUAUCUACCAAAACAAUGAAAGAAAUCCUGAAACUAUCUUUUUCACAUCGCUGCUCUGUUGUCUGUUGUGUUCCUCAUUUCUUUAGUUUAGGGACCUUGGAGAUUGAAGCCUCCAGAGAGACACAUUGUAGUAGGUACUUGUGGGUAAAAUGGCAUCUCCGUGCAGCCGUUCCCUCGCUAGCUAGAGAAACUCCUCACUAAAAUAUUCACUCUUAUCUCCACUAAAUGCACAGUAGCAAUGUAAGGGGUGUCACGAUGGUAUCUGCUCCCUGCUAUUCUCGUCUCUCUCCUGUGGGACAACGUUUGUUCCGGCUACAGUAGCCUUGUUUCUGCUGUAUGUGACAGUACUGGGGAAGGGAACAGGAAGUUUGGCAGGGGAAGUGGUCGAUGUAGUUGUCGUUAAGUAAAAUGUCAAACUCUCUUGUGUCUGUAUGUUGCAGUAGGCCUCCUCUUUCUACCUCAUUUUCUCUCUGCUAUUGUGCCAUCAACUGGAAGUAUGUGCAGAAUUUAGUUUGGGACAUUCUGAAAUGAUAAACAACUUACUGAAGGAGGGGUAGUCAUCUAGAUGAAGAGUGCAUGAAAGGGGGAUUGAUAGAGGGAUAUGAGGGAGGGAAUGGAUAGAGGGAACCGUACAGCUGUUCUCAUCUCCGGAGAGACGGGGAGAGAGGGAUUAGGAUGAAUUGAGAGAGGGAGAAAAAGAAAAGGCUCAAACAGCAGGGCUGUUCUCCCUCUCCUCUGUUUGAUCCCUCUCUUCUUGUGGUGUUCCUGACACGAAGAGUUUGAUUGCUAAUGAGCCGUGAAGUCACUGCUCAUCUUAGCCCACACACACACACCAAAUUACCGCCGCUUAGAUGGUAUGACGUGGACAUUUUCUCUCCCUCCUCGCUCUCCUCCGUUCUCCCUCUCCUCUGUUCUCCCUCCUCCCUCCUUACCCUGUCUCUUACCUCUGUCUUUCUCCAUCUCUCUCCUUCUCUCCCUCAGUCUCUCCUCCACCAGUCUUUCUCCAUCACCUCUCUUUACCCUGUGUGUGUGAUUUACACAGGGCUGUGUGGAGGUCAGGGACACCGGGAGAGCAGAGGGAGUAUUGCAUGGCUCCCUCCCUACGUGUCAAACACCCCACUUACUGUACUGUACCCCCUUCCUCCUGCCAGACCUGACUCAGACAGCCAUGGCCCUGCUCACUGUACAUCUCGGCUUUUCCUCCUAUCCCAUUGUAUAUGUUGCUUUGUCAAUCUAUACAAUCACAAGGUAUAUAGAAAUCCAAAUACAUGAUGGCAUAUUUGCAUCUGUAGCCAAUUAAGAUAUAAAUUAAGUCAAAUGAAUUGAUUGAUUCUGUGCAUACACAGGGGGUGUAUGACCUAUUAUAGGACCUAUAUUGACUAGCAGAGGUCUGGGUAUAAUCCUUCAUGAUUCAGACAGACCGGAGCCUGAUAGUUUAGUGACUAAUUUGUCUUUCUAACAAGACAGUCGAGGGCUGUUCAAGCCAAUAUCACCAUGUACAACUAUUAUACAUCACUAGAGGCAACCAGAUGACCACUGGAAGGCUAUGACCAGCUGUCUUCCUGAAGAGCCUUAGUUUCCUACCCUCAAUACCCCAGAUCUGAAUCCGCCCCUUAACAACUCCUAGCUCAUGACUCCCCUGUGAUUCAUCGUGUUUCCUGGUUAAUCAGUGGGGUUUCCUUGGCCGCCCUGACCAGGUGAGGCACCUGAUUGGCCCGUUAAGCCUGGGUCUGUUUCUGGGUCACAGCCAGCCAGAGGUCAUGGGGUCAAACGAUGUGCGUUUUACCGCUGAGGACGUGGAGGGUGCCUGUGGGACGCACCUCUAAUAGGGCCCUUUAACUUUAACCCAUAGGGUUCACAGAGAAACACACAUAUUACACACACUCUGGUGAGAGAGCGACGUGUAGUAGUGUUCCAGGAUGACGUUAACUCUUGUGGUGGAGGUUGACCUUGGUGUGGGGGAGAGAAAGGAACGGAGAGGGGGGAGACAGAGAGAAAGGGAUAGAUACUGACCCACUGUGCGACUCGCCUAACCAUCAUCACUUGAUAACACGAUAGCCUAAGUCUGUCAAUACAAUAGAUUGAUAGCAUUAUGGCCUCAGUAUAGGCCAAAACUCUGACUUACAUACACAUUAUAGAUACAGUACACAUGCCUAGAGCAGGGUUCUACAGUGCAACCAUUUUACUCACAUAUGCGCCUAAAUAUUUUGCUGUGCGACAUUUAAUUUUUAUUUAGGAGCCCCAGUGUGCUGAGAACAGUUUUUAAUUCUAGCUUUAUUACCUCAAAUAUUUUUCACUGUGUUCCUAAAUUUCUUUGUGUGCACCUACAUUUUUCAACUUAGCCACACACGUGCUCCUAAACAAGGUCGGCGUAAAGGCCUGUAGUGAACUACUUAUCAUGACCACUAACAAACACGUAUCUCCCAUCUUUGCACUUGUGUGUAACACCAAAACAGGAUAUGCCCACUAGUUAUAUUUGUAUGAAGGUGAUAAAGUGUGUCUUUGGAGAAAUAUUGAUAAUGUCCUUCUGUUUGUAAUGUGAAGAGGGAGGGAGGGAGGGAAGGGAGAAAGUUGUAUGUAUUUUUUGGUGUGAGGUAUCUGUAUAGUAUAUAUGUACGGAUCUUUAUUUUUCUUGUCGAACUCCUGUGGAAAAAAUGUGGAUAUUUAUACGUGUAAAUAACUUCUGUAUAGAGUCAAUGUUGUCGUGUGGAACUCACUUCCUGGUUUGGCCAUGGUCAAAGUUCCAUCAGAGCCAAUAAUACUGUACUCAGAAUGUAACUGCUUGAAUAGACAACCCUCAAUGAAAAGGUGUAGGAUGUAUAUGAUGCACAUCUUCAGCUAUUAAAUACUGGUGAAUCUAGUUCAUCUCAAGAACAAUAGUUGAUACUUGUAAACUUAUGAGUUUUUCAGUAGGCUGAUGACUGAAAUAACUGGAUUGGCAGGUUCACUAAACUCAAUCAGCAUACUUAAGAUACCUGCCCCUUCACCCAUAAACACACUCACUAUUUAUCAGAUAGACUAGCUCCCACAGAGUCAGUGCUGUGUGUGGUUUCUGAGUCAGCGCUCUGUGUGUGGUUUCUGAGUCAGCGCUCUGUGUGUGGUUUCUGAGUCAGCGCUCUGUGUGUGGUUUCUGAGUCAGCGCUCUGUGUGUGGUUUCUGAGUCAGCGCUCUGUGUGUGGUUUCUGAGUCAGCGCUCUGUGUGUGGUUUCUGAGUCAGCGCUCUGUGUGUGGUUUCUGAGUCAGCGCUCUGUGUGUGGUUUCUGAGUCAGCGCUGUGUGUGUGGUUUCUGAGUCAGCGCUGUGUGUGUGGUUUCUGAGUCAGCGCUGUGUGUGUGGUUUCUGAGUCAGCGCUGUGUGUGUGGUUUCUGAGUCAGCGCUGUGUGUGUGGCUCAGGGGCUUUGGGACAUCUGUCAGUGCCACAGGGUGUGUAAUUUAAUGUAACCCCCAUUUCCUGCCCCCUCUGUCUCUUAGCAUAGGGAGUUAGAGGAGACAUUACUGUACACUGUCCACUGCAGCCUGAUCUCGCUCUCUCACACACACACACACACACACACACACAGAAAGAGGGAACUAGUAAAAGAGACACUUUCCCAAACGCACACAAACACUCAGUGAUCCCAACUAAGCUCAGUGGUCAGAACUCUGUCAGCACAUUCACAUACCCUUCUGUUCUCCAGAGACUGGGAGAGAGCCACACACACACUCCUCUUGCCCAAUGUCAGGGAUUUUAAGGAGAAUGUGUUCUAAGAACACUUUCUGAGAAUCAUCUGUACUGUUGCUCUCUCUGUGCUACGUUUUACAGCUUUCCCAAAAUAAAAUACCCAAUUGGCCAAACUUGACCUCCACUGACUGGUCCCGAAGUAAAAUGCUUCUAGAAAAUCACUAUCCAACUACGUCUUCAGUCUUUUACAACAUUUCGUUUUUUUAAAGUAAAUGUUUUCUGGGAAUGUACUUCUCUUGACCUCCACUUGUACUGCCUGGCACAAAGGUUUUAAUAUAAAAAUGCUUUUAGAGAGUUGAUGUAAUGUUCCUGACCUGCAGCUAACACAGCUUUAGGUUGUUAUUUAGUUGUUGUUGAUAAUCCACAUCGUCCUCCUCUGGCUCUAAACACUGAUGACUAAUCGAAGCCUUCGCUUCCUUGUCUCGAUCUCUCUCCCCUGACGUGUACAUAGUAUAAAUAUAUAAAUACAGUAUCUAGCGGAAAGAAAAAUAAAGAAUUACUAAUUUAUGGUGUCACGUGUUCUAUUUCUCAGCGCCAAGCAUGAAGGAUUUAUUCUCUUCUGUAUCAAUGCUUAGUCCUUAUCUUUUUAUCUCUUAUUGCAGUGAUUUAUAAUUUAUGUUUUUGGAGUGCUUUAUUUCUCGAUUGCUUUGCUGUGAUUACUACGCCAAAACAGGCUUAAUGUGCUUUUACUGCACAAAAUGGUGCACGGUGCACACUCGAAACAAUCUCACCACAAAAUGUGCUUUUUAUUCACCAUUCUAUGAACUUGUUUAUUUUAUUUUUUAAAGAAUCAUUUUAGAAUUUGUCACUAUUUGUCAUGUCUUUCUAUUUUUUGUAUAAUUUUUUUUCUAUUUGGUUGCAAUUAAAGUUUUCUUGAUUUUUGAAAUGAU